AUGUCAACACCAACCACUAAACCAAAGUCGAAAUGGCAAGAGUUGAUUCUCGAUGGCAUCGACGGUCACAUGACAAUGACUUCGCUCGAUGAAUCGUUGUUUGUCAAUCGAUGUUUCGAAGGUGAUCUCGUCAUUGAAUUUGGCGAGGUCUCGCCAGAGCAACGACGCACUAUCGAACAGGUGGUCGACUCGAUCAACCAGCUCAUCGGAAAAUUCAAACCGACUCGUUCAUCCUACUCGUAUGCACAUCAGAAGCUUUUCGACGAGCUGCUACCACUGCUCCGUGAAGCGAACUUCACCGAGUUCCAAAUCGAUCAGAUUCGUCUUCAUCCAAAGUCACUGGCACUACUGCUGUGCAACAAACAAAUUGAAGAUCCAUACCAACACGAUAUUCCAGCGUUGAUCGUCAACAACUUUACUCGUGAAGCGCUACAGACCAUCGGUAGUAUAAUGUCUUCGAGAUAUCUCUAUAGUAGUUUCGACUUUGCUGAAUAUAUGGAUAUGGAUAGAAAUGGAUUCAUAUUCAAAGCAUUAAGAAAAUAUUUAAUUCAUUCUAAUUUAAUUAUUCCUGGAAAGAAUAGCCAUAUCACUGGUCAAUUGAUUGUAAAUCUUUCCAGAUAUCUAAAGAACAACGAUUUGGAGAUGUACAUCAUCGAUAUGACCAGACACUUGCAAGUCAGAACUAAAAGAUAUAUUUAUGGCAAAGAACUUAGAAUAGAGGAACAAUACUUUAAAUGUAAUGAAGAAGCAGAUGCCAAUGAAAAGUUCAAAAGUCUCUACAAAGAGUUGACCAACAAAGACUAUAAACCAAACGAUAUAUUCCCACCAAGUGAAAACAAUGAAUUCUUUGGUCAUUUCGAAGCGAUCACCGAGAAGAGAUAUCGUAUUCCAACAUUGAAACAAAUUGGUUUCUCUGUAUUAUCUGAAAUGUUUUUAAUUAAUAAAACAGAUUUCAUGGAAAAGAUAAAUCAUCUUACUUUGGAUACUCUAAGAGAUUUCUUAAUCUAUUGUUUCCAAAAUCAGAAACCAGUUGGUGGUGAAAUCGCUAUGUUCUUACUUGGCAAGCUUAAGAGUAGUCACUCCGAGGAGUCGUUGGAAGAGUUGUUCCCAUUCCAACCGUUUAUUGAAUCAGUGUUUAAUAGACAUCGUUGGUUCUACAGAAGUAUGAUUGGUGAUGUUCCACAAAGUUUAAUUAGACCACCUUAUGACGCCAAUCUCUUGAUCAACGUCUAUGAGAAUCGUGAUCUCUUCAAACCAAAACAACUUCCAGAAGCAAACUUGUUGUUCUCUCAAAAGGUUUCACCAAAUCCACUCGUUCUCCAAGACAAAAAGACUUUCCUCGAUAACCUUAAGAAGAAUACCGAUGGAUUCUUUGAGAGUUUAGAUAUGAGCAAUAUGGUUAUCAUUGGUGGAAUCAUGACGAGUUCACUCUCGGGUGAAACCGCUGGAUUCGAAUCAUCGGAUAUCGAUGUUUGUUUCUAUGGAUUGUCAGAGACUGACAUUACUGCCAGAAUUGUCAAGAUAGUCGAGCACAUCAAUGCAAACUACACCGGUCACAGUAUUACCUAUAGUGACAAUGAAAUUACAUUCUGUCGUCACUAUCCUUAUCGUCACAUCCAAUUCAACUGUACUCUUUUCAAUAAUAUUCAAGAUGUUUUGUUGGGUGUCGAUAUUGAAGCAUCUUGUUUCGCCUUUGACGGAACCAAUGUCUGGACAACACAACGUGGUAUCGAAGCAUUCAACUAUCGCACCAAUUUCGCGUCACCCUACGGAUUUGUGAUUCGUGGUGACCAGAUCUACCAACGUCGUCUUCUCAAGUACUUGGAACGUGGAUUCAACAUUGCCUACCUGCCAAACGAUAAGCUCGCAGAGAGUGUCAAAAUGAUGAACAACGAAAAGAAACGAUCGAACGGUAUCGAACUACUCUUCAAAGCGAGAAACAAUCCCGAGGUAUUCAAGUCUCUCUUGGAAAGAAACAAACUUGGUGGUCUGCCCUACGGACCAACCAUCACCAAAGAAAUCUUUAACAAAAAGGUUGCCAACAAUCACGAUAACAACUACGAUGGUUACAAUUCAAGUGAUUGGCCACAGGUAUUGGAGGGCAUCGAUGAUUUGGAAUACUUUACACCUGCACUAAACGGUGAUAACGGCGUCUACCUCAGUUCAUCGUUCUAUCAGUUCCUGUUUGUUGGCACAGAGGAACCCGAUCAUGAUUUCAAUGAAGAUUUCCUUUUUGAAAAUGAUGAAGCAGGUGGAGCAGGAGCUAACGACGACGGUGAUGACGACGAUGAAGAUGAAGUUGAAGUUGAAGAUGUAGAUGAAUAUCUGGAUGGUGAUAGUAACGAAGAUAUGGAGGAGGACAGUGAUGAAAGCAAUGAAAUGGCAGUGGAUAAUCCCAAUCCUGGUCAAAAUAUGUUUUCGGUUUUAGAUGACAAUAAUUGA
Molecule: messenger RNA, 2442 nt
Organism: Heterostelium album PN500
Lineage: Eukaryota; Evosea; Eumycetozoa; Acytosteliales; Acytosteliaceae
Exons: 4
Coding region: 1-2442 (813 amino acids)
Source: RefSeq, a predicted model, not a curated record